This is a messenger RNA of Pseudoliparis swirei, 3152 nucleotides long. RefSeq lists its product as uncharacterized. Lineage: Eukaryota; Metazoa; Chordata; Actinopteri; Perciformes; Liparidae. The coding region runs from base 1226 to 2680 and encodes 484 amino acids. The transcript has 2 exons. The record is from RefSeq and is a predicted model, not a curated record.
CUUCGAGAAGGCCUAGAGGAGCCAACUCUAAAGCUGAUUGGUUGACACAACAUCGUCAUUCCCAUUCACUUGAAGCUACCAGCGCCUUCAAUGUUGAUUCUGAAGGCCUAAGGGCAGAUGUUAGCCCCUGGCAACACACGAUGGCUGAAUAUGAUUGGAUAAAAGAUCUAACAUAAAGACCAGCCCUCCAAAUCUCAACCUGGCGCUGGCAGCAGCGCAACCAAGAGGAACGCUAUGAAAUUAAGAGAAUAACUCUUACUCUGGGAAAUAAUUGAAUACAUAUUUGUGGGGAAAUAUAUUUAGAAAAAAAUAUAUAUUCUGAUGAUGUUUAGGCCAGCAGAGAAGGCCUUGCUGGCCCUGACGGCCCGCCACUGCUGUAUAGUUGUUGGCUUACUAAUGGGAGUGUAAUGUAAUUUAGCUAACGUUAAUAGCUUGUAGCUUGACCUUCCCGGUUUCCUCGGCUUGUAGAAAGGCUUAACGUGACUGAACGUUGCGGACCGACUUUAAGUAUAUUUUCUAACUUAAACUUAUCAGUGCGGUAAUAUUAAGGGGAACAAAAACUAAAGUGAAAUCUCGUUGAUAAAGGAGCAUUUGCCGCUCUCUGCGUUUGGCGACUAAUGGGUUAAUGUUACGGCAGCCAUUACGUUACCUCCACGUAAAAUUAACGGCUGCCGUGACGUCAUUACGUUAAGGUAAAGCCGGGCGGCUCUGCUCUGCUGUUUUCUGUGGGAGUGUCGUGUCACGUUGUGUUGCUUGUUCUCAGUUAUACACGAAUGAGCUCGCGUUAGCUUGAACAUGUAAAGGAAGCUCUGAAAGCACUGAGGAAAUAUGUUUCAAUGCUGAAACAUUUAAGCUGCAGCUGCUCUGUAGACGUCAGAGAGGAGGAGAAGUUAGGUCGCGUCAUGACGACAGUCCGUUUUUUCUAUCUGAUGGUGUGAUGAAUACAUAACUCUUUGGGGACCUGAUAUUGUGUUGGUAAGUACAUUUAACAAACAAACUCUUCACAGCUAUGCUGAUCCCAGCAGUACUGCUCAGGAUAAAUGUUCUGUAAUGGUGUGGUCUUUUUGCUCUCUCUAUGGGGCAGUAAUUUCUGACAGCAAAGUAAAUCUGCCACUGAUCAUAUGUAGACACGAUUUUGGUCCACUUUAUUUAGUCAGCUUAAUAUUACAUUUCCUAACUAAUGUUUUCUCUCUCUCUUUCUCUCUAAUUGUUGUUUGUCUAGUUUAUGUGGCAGUGUAAAGACUGUGGCACUGAAGUGUCUAGGCGAUCAGAAAUUCUUAAACAUUACAAACUAAAACAUAGUCAUUUUGGACGUGGCCUUCAUAUUAAGUGUGUAUAUCCUGAUUGUCCAUGCAGUUUUAAGACUUGGAAUUCACUUUUGGCACACUUGUCGAGGAAUCAUACCACUACCUUAAAGCACUCAACUGACAUUUUUACUACAUUUUCCUGUCAUUUAUGUGGCUGUAAUGACCUUGGAACAGAACGUGAUUAUUUUUUGCACAUAAGCCAUCAUCUGAGAAACCAUGAGACAGUAACUUGUAUGUUUAAAGGCUGUGAAUACAAAUCAAACGUAUACAGCACCUUCACAUCACACAGAAGUCGGAAGCACCAUUUACAUUCAUUGGUGGAUUUCAAGGAUGAUGUAGUACAAGAAACGUGUGUAGCUGAAACGGUAGAGCCUGGUGUUUCAAACAGUGAAGAAUUCUGCGCUGAAAAUCAGUUGGAUGAUGUUGCUUUAGAUGCAUCAAAAGAUCAGCAAGAUAUAAUUCAACAAAAAAUUGCUUCAGUGUUAUUAAAGCUGGAAAACAUCUUUCAUGUGCCAAGUGCUGCAGUUGAUGAAUUGCUGGAGGAAUUGCAAUUUUUGUUGGGCACAGGAUCUUUGUGUAGUACAAGAAAUGUGAUACGUGACACACUGAAUAGUUAUAAUUUGCAAGUUGACCAGUCAGUCAUUGAAGAACUUGCGUCUGCUGUGUGCACAUCUAAUCCUGUGUACAAGUCUAUUGGAAAAGGUUGUCCUUUGGCAACAUCCUUUAAACGCAAAACAUUCUACAAAAAUCAUUUUAAAGUUGUGGAACCCAUAGAAUAUAUAUUGGAUGACAAAGAUAAAAGAACGCUGCAGUAUGUUCCACUAUUAAAGUUUUUGCAGCAGCUUUUUACUGAUGGUCAUAUUCUUAACAAAUCCUUUGAUAGUCAUCUUGUAUCAGAAGGUAGAGGAGAAGAAGUGGUAUACAAGUCUUUUCGAGACGGGUUGUUUUUCAAGGAAAAUCCUUUUUUUUCUGGAGGUGAGUUGCGAGUGUUACUGAAUUUAUAUGUUGAUGAUUUUGAGGUUCGUAAUCCCCUUGGCACAUCUCGUAAAAAGCACAAGAUCUGUGGUGUUUAUUGGAAUCUCAGCAAUUUACCACCAGGUUGCCAUUCUUCGUUAUCUUCGAUUUAUUUGGCCUUACUCUGCAAGUCUGAAGAUGUGAGGACAUAUGGCUAUGAAAGAGUCCUAGAGCCUUUGUUGAAGGAUCUUGCCAUUUUGGAAAGUCACGGUAUUUUUAUUGCACAGCUUGGAGAUUGUGUUAAGGGCAAAAUACAGUGUGUCAUAGCAGACAAUUUGGGAGCCCAUGGACUUGCUGGAUUUAUUGAGAGUUUUGCAGGUAUCUUACAUGUGCCGUUUUUGUGUGGCAGAAAAGUCUGAAAUUCAGGAGAGGGAAGUAAGUUCAGGGGCCUCAUUUAUAAAGGGAUUUACGCAAGAAAAAAUGGCGUACGCCGUUUCUACGCAAGGUUUGCGAUUUAUAAAAUACUAACUUGACUGGAAAAGGUGCGGUCCUCCACGCAAACUCGAACCCAUGCGUACGCACUAAGCACAACAACAGGAGAGACGAGAAACUGCGACACCGUUGGCAGAAGGAAGAAUGGAGAGAAAUAUGUGGAAAUAAUACCAUCAAUAUGUUACUCAUUUAUCAUAUGAAGGACUACUUUUCAAACAUUGAUUAAAGCCAAUCUUAAAAUGAUUAAACAAACUUCUGUUGCGACUCCUCAGUGCACACAGACACAUAACUUGGAUAAAUAAAUAAAUACGGAUAUGUUAUUUAAAACCACCUCGAAUAUGUUGUGUUAAUGUUAUGAAAUGUAUUCUCAUAAAUGAUGCGGUAAGCAGGAGGACAGAA